AUGCAGAACGACACGCUUGUCCGGAUCCCUGCGAGCGCCUGGGAACAGCUGCGUGAUCUAUACAGGCAGGAUUGGCCGCGCCACGAGAUAGCGUAUAACAAUGUGCAGAACUACAUACGCUGGAUAGAACGAGAUCCCCAGAUUAGCGCAACGUUGAUUGUGUACAGCCUAAAUGGAAGCUGGCGACAAAAUGGCACCUACAUUAUUAUAGAUCACACAGAUGUGUUUAUGUACACGCUGGACAGUACCGGUGAAACGCUAAAGCGAAUGCUGCUUCUGCUCGACUGGCACCAUAGCUAUCUGAUGAACAUGUGCCUGUAUCGUGCCAUCGUACUGGAGGUGUACCGGCUGCAUCGGCUCGAGAUUGCCUUAGACAGUGCCGAUGUCAUCUAUCAUCUUCCGCAGCAGGUCGCGCGCCAUUUUCGAUACGAUCUGCCGGUGGGCCUUACGCUCAAACUGAUCCCACCACACUACGCGUCGUUCAUCUACAACCAGUGGCUGAAUAAAUCCGUCGGCACAGAGUACUUCAUCGAACGGAUGCUCCGGUGGAACGUUUCGAUGGGUCUGUUCUGCGAGGGUGCACGGGAACCGUUGGCAUGGUGCAUCCGCACACAGAACGGUGCGCUCGGGCUGCUCGGUGUGGUCGCCCAACGGAAGGGUUACGGUUCGUUGGUAAUUAAAGCGAUCGCCCGCCGGCUGGCGGAACAAGGAUACAGUACGUAUGCAAGCGUGCGUCGUACGAACCUGGCUUCGCGCAAACUGUUCGAAAAGCUUGGUUUCCGUAUAGUCGGCGAAGCGUGCUGGUUGAAGAACAUGAAGAGCACAUUUGAUGGUACCGAGCUUCUUAAGGUAAUAAAAGCAUGA
Anopheles marshallii is the source of this 864-nucleotide messenger RNA. RefSeq lists its product as uncharacterized. NCBI's taxonomy places the organism in Eukaryota, Metazoa, Arthropoda, Insecta, Diptera, Culicidae. The transcript has 2 exons. Gene Ontology annotation, molecular function: acyltransferase activity, transferring groups other than amino-acyl groups. The record is from RefSeq and is a predicted model, not a curated record. Bases 1 to 864 code for a protein of 287 amino acids.